GGAGCACCACCAGCCCAAUGGACCCGUGAGCAUUUUCGACUCUCCGCCCGAUCUUCUUCUAAACGUCUAUUCUCAACCGCAAGCCUCGACUUCCACGUGUCGAGUCAUCAAAACUCUUACGGCGAUCCUCCACGGCCGAGCCUCGGCGCCGCUCGAGCGUCGCCGCGGAGUAACUCCGUCGCAAUGUUUACAUGCCACCCGCCACGGCGACCAGUUUCUCGGAGAUCCUCGCGCUUUUGCAACCGCUCGGGGCCUUAUAGCGUCACGGACAAACAGUUUCGUUCGAAUUCUAACUCUUCCUGCUGGACUGGCCCAUUUAUAACCUCUCCGCGGCGGCCAUCGAGGAUCAACGGCCGCAGACCCCCUGCAAUACAAUCGCUCCAAGAGGAAUCCGCUUUCUAGAUAAUAAAUACAUGGACGACUAUGUAGGUGUGCGCGGCUCACCUGCACGUGCCACGUACCGCUAGCUUACUUGGUAUAGUAGAAUGGCACAGCGAGGCAAACGAAUAAACAGAAACGACAAUGAUUUGGCGUCUUGCCCAGGCGCGAUCAAAAGGCGCAAAUGUAGGCUGGGUCCAGCGACGGGUUCGUCGUCGCUGGCAGUUGCCAUGGGGCCCUCAGAAGAGGAGGAGACGAUGGCGUCGUCCAGUCAAGGAGGGGCAUCCUGGACCCCCAGACCUCUUAGUGACAUCAAAAUCUCUAGUAUAUACAAUCGCUCCUCUGCUGAGGCUCCAGCAGAAUUAUUUCGUAAAGAUUUGAUCAGCGCAAUGAAAUUACCUGACAGUGAACCAUUAAGUCCCAAUGAGUAUUGGGUCAUUACCGAUCAGUGGAAGCAAGAAUGGGAGAGAGGUGUACAAGUACCUGUGAACCCAGACUCCCUUCCUGAACCUACAGUUACUAUCACCCAGGCAGCACCUGUAAAACAGCAAAAUGAGUUUAAACUACCUAAGAAAUUCGUAAGGAUAUCUCGUGACGACUACUUCAACUCUGAAGAUCAUCAUUUAAGUACAACACCAGCACGAGCUGAGAAAGCUUGUGCUUAUGACCUUGAUGACACUGAUAUUGCUUGGUUGGAUGUACUAAAUGGCGAACGUGCACAGGCCGGUCAAUUGCCAAUCACAGAGACGCAACUGGAACGCGUGAUAGAAGAACUGGAAGUUCGUUGUUGGGAAAGAAUACAGACUAUUGUGAAGAAUGAGGAAGGUCUCGGCAUUGAAUACGAUGAAAAUGUAAUAUGUGAUGUCUGCAGAUCUCCCGAUUCCGAGGAAGGAAAUGAAAUGGUAUUCUGUGACUGUUGCAACAUAUGUGUGCAUCAAGCAUGUUACGGAAUCACCUCGAUACCAGAUGGUUCCUGGUUAUGCAGAACUUGUUCUCUAAGUCAACGACCAGAUUGUGUUCUUUGUCCUAACAAAGGUGGUGCUAUGAAGUGUACUCGAAGUGGCCAAAAAUGGGCACAUGUCUCUUGUGCUUUAUGGAUCCCAGAAGUCAGCAUUGGCUGUGUCGAAAGAAUGGAACCUAUCACUAAAAUAUCCAGUAUUCCGCAAAGUCGUUGGGCUCUGAUAUGUGUGCUAUGUCGAGAAAGGGUCGGUGCUUGUAUCCAGUGCAGCAUAAAGACGUGCAAGACAGCUUACCACGUGACGUGUGCCUUCAAAUACGGCUUGGAGAUGAAGGCAAUCAUCGAGGAUGAAAUGGCCGAUGACGGAGUGAAAUUAAGGUCUUACUGCCAGAAACAUAGUAGAACGAAUACGAAAGAUAAAGUUCAAGGGGCAGGAGGCAGUAUAGGAAGCGGAGCUGACAAAGCAGGAUCAGAUUCUGAGGAUGCAGAAUCUAGAAGACGUAAGAGGAAAGACAUGACUUCCGAGGAAAAGAAUCAAGCACGCGCUGCAAAAUUGCAAGAAAUCGAGGCAGAAUUUGACAAGCACGUGAGUUUCAAGGAUAUUGCUUCCCAGCAGUUGGAUGUGGAUCCUGAAGGCAUUAUCUACAUUUAUAAUUACUGGAAACUUAAAAGAAGAGCUGGUCACAACAAACCGCUGUUAGCACCUCGCUGCGGAGAGCUUUCCGGAAGUGGUUCUCGCAAUCAGGGCCAAGCAGCUGAUCUCGAGAAGAUGAGGACCUUUGUUCAGUUACGCCAGGAUCUGGAGAGAGUUCGAAAUCUCUGUUAUAUGGUGGGCAGAAGAGAGAAGCUCUGUCGGUCUUUCCUCAGAUUACGGGAACAGACGUUCCACAAGCAGGCAUUGGUGAUGUCCGGUCCUCCAUUACCACAGGCUGCGGCGGCCGCAGUAAUGGAAGCUAAUCACGGGCCCUCGAUUUACGAUCGUCUUUAUUCCCAUCCCGAUUCCGAGGAUCAUACUCACGACUUCGAUACAAUCGUCGCCAGAAUCGCUGGAAUAGAAUCACCGACUAGCGAUGACAAGAAAACACAACAGCAACAGUCGCAGCCGCAGUCGCAGCAGCAGCAACAAGACUUCAAUGGUGCCUCUAGUAAAAAGUUGUAUUUCAAUGGCUCCGUCCGAAGAAAGAACCUCUAUGGCAGUGAUCUGUCGUCUGUUAGCAGCAGCGAGACGGACGCGACGAAAGCGAAAACAUCGGAAAAGAAGGAGCUUAAGCUGGAGACUGAAUCGAGCACGGAAGAGGAAACCAGUGUUUCGACGAAAACGAAGCUGCCUCGGAGAAAGACGAAGAAGAGUAGUCAGCAGGUGGACAAGUUGCUCAAAGAGAACAACGAGAACGAGAAGCUUGUUAAUAGUAGAUCGCACACGCUUCAGCAUAUGGAAAAGGAAUUAGGAAGCGCUUCCGGUAGUGAAAGUGACGAACUACUGCCUUUAAGUGCCGGAACGACGAAACACCUUACUGCGUCGGCUAUUUAUUCGGACACUGAUUCAGACUCUCAGGAGCACACGUCUCAUUCGGCAGUCUUGAUCACUAAAGCAGCAGUUAAAGAAUUCUCCGCGGCGAAUUUGUCGAAGAAUUCACAAAAGAGCUUCAGUAAAGACCCCAGACACACAGAGUCCACGUAUCAUAAUACUGGAACGAAAAACAAAGAAAAUCAGAGCAAAAUCAACACCAAAAAGAAAGAGUACAUACCCUCGGCGUUAAUAGUGCCUCAACGACAAGCGGCAAAGAAGGCCUCGGAGAACAUGCAGCGCACGCAACAGAAUAAGAAGGACAACCCGGUGCCCGAGGUUAUACCGGAAACCGUGAAAUCUCCCGUGGAGGAGAUACCCAAGUGUUCCUCUUCUAAACCACAGAAGGAGAAGAGUCCUAGCAAGAAGCAGAAAGAAAGUAAACCUUCGAAGGAGGUCAAGAAUAACGACGUCUACGAUUUUGAUAAAGAAUUUGGCGAUGGAACCGAAAUCUUGGCAUAUGUGCCGCAGAGGCAAGCAGCAAAGAAGGCUGCUGAACAUAUAAAGAGUGGCAUGGGCACCAAACCUGCGCAACAGCAGAUGGAACAAGAAACACUUGAUGGAAGGAAAAAGGAAUCUCCUGAGAGUAGCAAACGGAAGGAACCUAGGAAAGACGAUUCUUCGUCGUCUAGAAAAGAAGACUUACCUUCGAGAAAGGAGGAAACAUCCUCCUCAUCGUCCUCUUCGUCGUCCUCUUCUUCGUCCUCUUCGUCGUCUUCUUCGUCCUCUUCUUCGUCAUCCUCCUCUUCAUCCAGAAAAGAAGAAGUUUCUAGAAAAGAAGACUUGUCUUCGAAGAAGGAAGAGUCAUCUUCGAGGAAGGAAGAAGUGCUUUCCAAGGAUAAUCGGUCGAGAAGACCACGGAAACCUAGUGAAAGGAAGUCAGCGCUUUCCAGUAAUAGCGACAGUAGCAGUAGUAGUAACAGUUGCAGCAGUUCCACAGAAAGUAGCAGUGAUUCUGAGAGUCCUGGCCGUCGAAGACUCUCGAAUGAUCUCAAGGAUGCUUCUUCUUCCACCACUUCCUCGGAAAGCGAUGCCGGAAACAAGACAAAGAGUAAAAUUACAACGACUACGAAUACGGCGAAUAGGAAACCACAAUCUGCUAAGGUUUCGCCAGAACGAGAACCUGAAAGUAAGCCAGUCUCAGGGCGGAAACUCAAGAAGCUGCCCGAGAAGAAGCUUAAAACUUCCGACGGGCGGCGGGGACCAGAGUUUCAGCCGCCUACUGAGAGAGAGGAAUGGCGUAGAACCUCCAAGGAACAACAACCACAACAGCCACAACAGGAGGCAAAGAGGCAGGAUCAAAGAGACAACAAGAAGCAACAACUUACAGCAGGAACGGGGACUAAUGAGGAUCUGUUCGGUGGGUCUGGAGAUCAUGAUGGGCCAAGAAGUGUUUCUGGGCCCAGGCCUGCCAAAAAGUCUGGUCAGACUGUCAAGCAGCAGCCCCUGCCCCGAAAGGAGGACAACAAGGUUAAAACGGAGGGCAGAAAGCGAAAACCAAACGAGCCUGCCACCAAGGACGAAAAGAAAGAAACGAUUAAAAAGUCGGAGAAACGGGUGAGCGAGAAACAAAUCAAAGAAAUCGAAAAGAAAGACGAAGAAGACAGUAGAAAAGAAGAACCGAAAGUUGUGGAACAAGAAAAGGCUAAUGAAAUCACAGAGAGCUACUCGAAGAUCGACGAAAAGAAAGUUAAGAAGCUCGGAGGCAGCAAAGAGGCAGUGAACACACUAGAGGAAGAAAUGAAGCAACGUAGAGCUGAGAGGGACAGUCCUAAGAAAUCGCUGCGUGGUUUGGACAAAUUAUUAGAGAAACGGGAACAUCUAGAUAAGAUAUCGAAGAGCAAGAAUUCAGAGGUGAAGCUCGAGAAGCCGGUCGAGGAGGAGAAAGAGGAAAUGGAAAGCAUCGAAGAACCUCAACAAGUAAAGGAAAGUAUCAAGAACGAAGAUCGCAAAAAUCAUAUUAAUGAAACCGAGACAAUGAUUGAGAAACCGAAACCGGAAGAGCAACUAGUGGAAGACUCCAUUAAGAAGGAUGUUGUGGAGGUAUUGCAACCGGAAAAGAUAUCGUCUGGAAGGAAGUCUGAAAGAACCUUGGAGAACAUUAUCGAACCACCAACUACAGAACUCAUCGUUCCUGUGGAAGUGAAUCUUCAAAAAGACAUGCCGGAAGAAGAUACUGUUAAGAUUGUUUCGGAAAAGAUUGAGAUCAUAGAGAAAGAUCAUCAGAAGAGACGGAAAUCUGGAAACCGAUCGAUCUUCUCACCGCAACACGGCAAAGAUCCGAGCGUUUCCGAAUUGUUCGACUUCGAUCAGGACAUGUUGACCGAGGAGAUGGUGAACGAGGAUGGAUUCGGUAUCUCCAGAGACCCGGAGGAGCGAUCAGCGCCAUUAAGCUUCUCUUUCAACAACGACCUAUGGUUCAAGGAAGACUCGAAAGAGGAUAGCGCAAGGGAGACCCUCCAUCUCGUGGAGAAGCUGCGUAUGGAGCUCUCGAAGAAGUCAAAUUCUAGUCAGUUUGAAUUAGAGGCAGUACCUGUAGACGGCGAGAUAAAGAAGGAAGAACCACCAGUGGAGAAGACGUUCGAGCAACAACCACUGCAGCCACCGCAACACCAACAGCAGCAGUCGCAGCUGCAUCUGCAAUUGAAUCAGCAUCCAGAGAAGGAGAUGAAGAUUAUCGAGUCCACGGAAUCACCACCAGUCUUGGAAGUGAAGAAUAACGUUGAAAUGUCUGAAAAAGAGAUAGCUGUUAACGACGUCCGUCCUGGUAGCUGUAAGGACACUAUAGACGAGAAGAGGAAAACGUGUUAUCCGAGUAACAACGACAGGUAUACAGCCUACGAAGAGGACCGAGAGACGAACAAAGUCAGCCUGGUGGAACGUUCGAAGCUCGACCGUGCGGAAACGGACGAGAGAUGGGUGCCACCGAGCAUAAACAACUUCGAGCCCGCUGACGUCCAACACCUGAACGCUUUAAUGGAAACGCAGAAUCAUCGAUACGGCAAUCAUCAGUUCCCUAAUGAAACUCUUCAAGAGACCGAAACACUGGCACGUUCUCACCUGAACGCGGCCACUAUUCAAGAGCAAUAUCUUCUUCAGCAGCCGCACACUCUACUCCACGGCCAGCGUGAGGCGCACGAGAGAUCGUUACUGGAUCAACAGAUACCCGAGGAGAAUCCUAUGGAGAUGGUGAACAGACACUUAAUAGGAUUACCGGCGUCCGAAGACGAUCAGGCCGCGGAGAUGAUGGACAGAGCAUUGGAAAAGGAGGACGAUGUCGUUAGACAUCAAGAAUACGAUCAAAAUUCACCGUACAACGACGUUAAUGGCCGACCCGAUACCAGAUGGGCAGAGAGUCAAGUCUUGCCCUCUCGUAGAUCCACAUCUUCAUCGAUCACGUCCGCUUCGUCCGCCGAGGAUCAUUCUAUUCCACCGUACAAGAACGUCCCGGGAAUUCCAUUUCCGCCGUGCUCGAUGGAACAAACAUAUUACACAGACUCGAAUUACGGCACCGGCCCAGUGUCCCUGUUUCCGCCUCAGUCUUGCGCUGCCUCGUUGCCAUACCCAUCUCCCGGAACGGCUCUCUUUCCUCCGGCCUUUGGCGCCGCAUUUCCAGCGGCCCAGUCUCUGUUGCCGCACGUGAAGCCUCUGGAGGACUCACUGAACUUACAAGCCUCGCCCUGCACCGCAGCGUUCACGUCUUCCUCGCACAAUAUGGCGCUCACCGCAGCGAUGGUCUCGCCCACUAAAAUAGCCACACCGCCGCCGCCACCGCCGCCGCUGCCUCCGCCUCCACAAAUACCACCACCCGCUGAAACCAUCGACAGGACUCAGCAACAGACACAGGUCACCGAGACACCAUCAUUGCCCAUAAACUUCUUGAACACUAUAACUCCUGACAGCCACGUGGUCGAGCCUGUCGUCGAGACCAUACCGGAAGCUUUAACGGACACCAAGAUCCAACACUCCGGGAAGAAGUCACCCUCGAAGCCCACCAGAACAUCCGCCAGAGUUACCUCGUUGCAGGGUAAAUCACCGGGCAAGUCUCCCCGACAAGAGGCUCAGAGAGCUGUUCCUGGAUCAAGGGGACGGGGCAGAGGGGCAAAGAGCUCGGCUCAGCAUUCCGGCUACCACCGAGGUCGUGGUCGUGGACGAGGCAGAGGACGAGGUAGGGCUCAAAACACCGUCUUGUCGUUGGUCUCUGGCGUGAGUGUCAGUCAACACGACGACUCUAUCCAGAACAAGCUGGUCGGAACGGUUUACGAUUUCGACUCGGACGAAGACUCCACCAGCGAGGCGAACAUCGCUGAUUUACGCACCAUGAGAGAACGAAAGAAGUCGACGGACGCCGCGUCCGCUGGCGUCGAAAGGAGAGACUCGACUGUCGUGGCCUCCGAAAGCGUCCAGUCGAGACUCAGUCCCGGUGUCGGCCGGAAGUACCUGGAGGACAGAAGGCUCUCCUGUUCACCAGGUCACGAAGACUCCGCGAUCGUGUCCAACGAGUCGAAUGCCGGACAAAGCUUCGAUGCCGUCCUACCGUUGCUCCCUGGUCCCGUCGACAUGAGAACGUACAAUUCCACUCUGGACGCGUCCAGCUCUUCCACGUUGCACGGUCAGAGCUACGAGAAUCAUUUCCUGGGCACGUUCACCAGCGUAUCGACCAGCGAUCCCACGCUUCCGGACAUCGAGGAGGACCUGGAGAAGGAGCUUAGGUCCGCGAUGAUCGGUAAACAGGGCCAGGAGGACUGUUCGAAGCCGAAUUUCGACGCGAGCAUCGACGCCUCGUCGUCCGGUUAUGCGGACGCCAAUAAGGUCUCGUUGACGGACUCGCGGAACCAGUUGAAGGUGAAGAUCAAAGGUCCGUUCCUGGACGCGAAUUACGUUCCCGCCUCGUCGGUACCACCGUUGGCGCAACAGGCACCGGUGAUCAUUGCACCGGCGGCCACCAGCGCUUCUGUCGCAUCGGGAACGUCGAAUCUCAGACGGAUGCGAAAGAAGGAGUUGCUACGGCAAUACUGUUCCCAGGACAUGAACAUGGACGAGCCAGGCUGCGGGAACCUAGCCACGUCCGCGCCGAUCAUCAUGCCGCCGAUUAAUCGCACGGUGAUCACGAUACCAAAAGCGGUCGCCUCGAUGACCAGUAUACCGACCAGAGAGGACUACAAGGCGGUGGUCGACGCGAACAUGGAGAAGAAGAGGCGGAAAGAACGACCAGCCGGGUUCCUGGACGCGAACGAAGAGGAAGGCGGUGUCGAAAGACGACGAGGCAGCGCCACCAAUGGAGCCGGUUCCAGUGGAAACGCUCCAACGGCGAACGCCGAUCGUCGACGAGGUAGACAGAGCAGUUGUGGACGGUCAACGACCACGACCACCUCGACUACCACCACGAACAGCGGUCCGCCGAAACUGAAGAUCAAGAUCGGUAACAGUAUAAUCGGCGGCCAGGAAACCGGCCAGGACGACCGUACCAGGAUCAGACCUCCAAAGAAACGGCUGAGCAAUAUUCCAAGCAGCACACCGAGCAUAGAGGAGUUACGUAGAGAGAGUAUGAAAUUCCGACGGAUGAUCAUGGCUGGUUUUGAUAACGACGAGAAACUCCGGCAGAAGAGCAAGAAGGACAAGAACGGUAAACGAAAGAAACGACAGUCCAGUCGAAAAGAGGCCAGGGUUCGUAUCCUGGAAGGUGGUACUGCUCCACCGAAGCUGAUUAUCCGUUUGGGAAAAGGGAACGAUUCUCCCGAUGAAUUACCGAUCUCGCUCACGGACGAGGAAGAGGAGGAGGAGGAGGAACGACAUCCGACCGACAGCCGGGUGGGACCACCGCCCCCUGAACCGGCGAAAGACGAACCGGUUUAUCCGGCGGUGGCCGCGACCAUCGAGGAGAAACAACCCACCGAUCCGAACACCGGCGGAAGCGCGCCCAGGAACGUUCGUUCGGCGAAGGUGACGCCGAUCCGAUUAAAAUUAACCCGUUGCCAGGAGGGUUACGAGCUGAAGGGCUCGCCGGUCCACGGCGAGGAGUCCAGUUUAAUGACGGUGAAACCGCGGAGUCCCGAGCCGACGACGAACGAGGAGACGGUGAACAGGAGGAAUCCAUCCGUGAAGAAUCAAGACGGAGAAUCCUCCAGGGAAGACGACGAAGAGGAAGAGGAGGAGAGCAAUAGCAAUACCGUGCAAAGAGACUCCUCCGCGUGUCCUGCCGCGACAACUAUACCGCAGGGAUGCCAAGUUAGGUGAUAAUUAAUGAUACUCGUGGAGUAAAACGGAGCAAGAGGACACGGUGCUCGUUUAAUUUCGAUUUUUUACCGUCGAAAACGGACUCGAUAAAUGCAAUUAUGACCGCGGGUUGCUAAAACGAUGUGAACGCGUUGCGUCGCCGUGAUAAGGUGAAGAGAGAAAGGGAGAGAGAGACAGAAAAGCGUUCCAUGAGAUUAUCCAGUACUUGGGCAAGAAAUUAAUUGCGUAGAAAGGUCCGAAAUUAUUAACGGUUGCGGUGGUACCCAGUAACUUCUGGUUUCUUGUCAUUUGAGCACAGUGAUUCACGAAAAUAUUCGACGGUUCACAGCCACCCAGUGUAACUCGGUAUGUAAGUUAUUCUCGACGGUUCUGAAAUGU
Dufourea novaeangliae is the source of this 9518-nucleotide messenger RNA. RefSeq names its product PHD finger protein rhinoceros-like (gene rno). The transcript has 11 exons. Lineage: Eukaryota; Metazoa; Arthropoda; Insecta; Hymenoptera; Halictidae. The record is from RefSeq and is a predicted model, not a curated record. Gene Ontology annotation, biological process: regulation of transcription by RNA polymerase II. Bases 486 to 9140 code for a protein of 2884 amino acids.